Messenger RNA from Falco peregrinus (peregrine falcon), 3458 nucleotides. It is a transcript of the gene SGSM2, whose product is annotated as small G protein signaling modulator 2. The transcript is spliced from 24 exons. The record is from RefSeq and is a predicted model, not a curated record. Bases 154 to 3330 code for a protein of 1058 amino acids. Lineage: Eukaryota; Metazoa; Chordata; Aves; Falconiformes; Falconidae. Gene Ontology annotation, molecular function: GTPase activator activity.
CGGAAGAUGGCGGAGGAGCUGUGCGGUUCGCUGCAGCCUGGCCGCGCUCGGCCGGGCAGCGCGGAGUCUUCGCCCCGCGGGCGCUCCCGCAGCGGUGUGGGCGGGCGGCUCUGAGCGUGGGGCGCGGCGGGCGGCCCUGCUCCCCGCUCCGCCAUGAGCUGCUCGGCGGACGCCGUGAAGGAGAAGCUGCUGUGGAACGUGAAGAAGGAGGUAAAGCAGAUCAUGGAAGAAGCUGUUACCCGGAAAUUUGUACAUGAAGACAGCAGUCACAUCAUUGCCUUAUGUGGUGUUGUGGAAGCCUGUCUCCUGCACAUGCUGAAGCGCAGGGCUGCUGGCUUCCUACGGACUGACAAGGUGGCUGCCCUGUUCACCAAAGUUGGCAAGACGUAUGCAGUAGCUGGAGACAUAUGCAAGGAAGUGCAGGAGCUGCAGCAGCAGGUAGAAAGCAGGAAAAAUCAGCCAAAUGGGCAGGAACCCCUCAAGAGGCAGGGAUCAACCACAGGCAAAACCCCUGUCCUGACACCUCAGGCCAUCAAACACAUAUGGGUUCGGACAGCGUUGAUUGAGAAAGUGCUCGACAAGAUUGUGCAGUAUAUUGUCGAUAACUGCAGUAAAUAUUACGAAAAAGAAGCUUUACUGGCAGAUCCCGUUUGUGGCCCGAUACUGGCUUCUCUUCUAGUUGGACCCUGUGCUCUGGAGUACACCAAGCUAAAAACAGCAGAUCACUAUUGGACAGACCCUUCAGCAGAUGAGCUCGUUCAACGACACCGGAUUCAUGGAGUACAUGGCCGUCAAGACUCUCCUUCAAAGCGCCCAGCCCUGGGAAUCCGGAAACGACAUUCAAGCGGAAGCACGUCAGAAGAUCGCUUUGCUGCCUCAGCAAGAGAGUACGUGGAGUCUUUGCACCAGAAUUCCCGAACACACCUUUUGUAUGGGAAAAACAAUGUCUUAGUCCAGCCGAAAGAUGACUUGGAGGCAAUUCCUGGGUAUCUGUCCCUUCAUCAGUCAGCAGAUAGUUUGACAUUAAAAUGGACUCCAAAUCAGCUGAUGAAUGGAACCCUUGGAGACUCAGAGCUGGAGAAAAGUGUUUACUGGGACUACGCAUUAAUAGUACCACUCAGCCAGAUUGUCUGCAUUCACUGCCAUCAGCAACCAGAAAGCAGAUGGACAUUAGUCUUGGUGAGUCAGGAUGGAACUCAGAAACCUCCACUGCACUUCCCCCAAGGAGGUCACCUCCUUGCAUUUCUUUCCUGCCUGGAAAAUGGCCUUCUGCCUCGUGGCCAGCUGGAACCACCACUUUGGUCGCAACAGGGCAAGGGUAAGGUAUUUCCAAAGCUUCGAAAACGAAACAGCAACAAAUCAGUGGACCUAGAGGAAAUGCCCGCUGAAGACACUUCUAUAGACUAUGUGUUCAGAAUUAUCUAUCCAGGACACAAGCAUGAUAACAUAACUAUUAACUACCACCACUUAGCUGCCAGCCGCUCUACCUCUGUUGACGAUGAUGAGGAGGAGGAAGAUAAGCUACACGCAAUGCUAUCAAUGAUCUGCUCUCGGAACCUCACAGCUCCUAAUAGGAUGAAAGACACCAGUGAAAUGAUAGAGAUGCAAGGCUUUGGGGCAAACUCGCUUUCGUGGCAGCUGGAGCACUGCAGCCAAGGAUCCUCAUGUGUCUCUUGUUCAACAGGCAGCACUCCCUAUGAUAUACCCAGCUGUUGCAACUGCAUCCAUGACCGAACUCCAUUAAAGAUGUUGUGUGAAAGCAUGAAGAGGCAGAUAGUUUCCAGAGCCUUUUAUGGAUGGCUUGCCUACUGCCGCCAUCUGUCAACAGUGCGAACUCAUCUGUCUGCCCUCGUGAACCACACUAUUAUCCCACCUGACAAACCGUCCAGUGCUGCAGGAGGCCUGACUAAAGAGGUCUGGAGCAAGUAUCAGAAGGACAAGAAGAAUUACAGGGAACUGGAAUUACUAAGAAGAGUUUACUAUGGUGGCGUACAGCAUGAGAUUCGAAAGGAAGUGUGGCCAUUCUUGUUAGGUCACUAUAAAUUUGGCAUGGCCAAAAAGGAAAUGGACCAGGUGGAUGAAGACAUUGCUCUCCGGUAUCAGAAGGUCAUGGCUGAGUGGAAAGCCUGUGAGGUCAUUGUAAAGCAGCGAGAGAAAGAAUCACAUUCUGCCACGCUGGCAAAGUUUUCGUCGGGCAGCAGCAUUGACAGCCACGUCCAGCGACUGAUUCACAGGGACUCCACCAUCAGCAACGAUGUCUUUAUAUCUGUAGACGAAGCUGACUCAGCGGAGCGGGACUCAAAAGGUCAGGAUGAUCCCAGUUUCACUGUGGUGUCGGCUGACACGCCAGCAGCAGCAGCUGCUGUAGAGCGACAGUCUGUGGAGUUUGACUCCCCCGACUCUGGGCUGCCAUCCUCGAGGAACUACUCUGUGGCCUCAGGUAUCCUGUCCAGUAUCGAUGAUGGGCAGAGCGUCUCCUUUGAAGACGGGGCUGAAGAAGAAGCUAGCACUGACUUGGAAAGGACUGAUCCAGACAUACCACGUAUGCAGAAAGCCAAGCCAGUUGUACAGUCUCAGGAUUCUGUAUCAGAAGAGCAGCUGUGUUCCCAGGUGGAUUAUUUAAUGGAUGUUGCUUCUGUCUGCGCUGCAUCCUACACAAUAGAGUUAUUGGACACCGUUGCCUUAAAUUUGCACAGAAUUGAUAAAGAUGUCCAGAGGUGUGAUCGGAAUUACUGGUAUUUUACUGCCGACAACCUGGAGAAACUCCGAAACGUCAUGUGCAGUUACGUUUGGGAGCACCUAGAAGUUGGUUAUGUUCAAGGCAUGUGUGACCUCCUGGCUCCUUUGAUGGUUAUACUUGACAAUGAUCAGCUGGCUUACAGCUGCUUCAGCCACCUGAUGAAGAGGAUGAGCCAGAACUUCCCCAAUGGAGGUGCUAUGGACACACACUUUGCCAACAUGCGGUCCCUAAUCCAAAUUUUAGACUCAGAGCUUUUUGAAUUGAUGCACCAGAAUGGAGAUUACACUCACUUUUACUUCUGCUAUCGCUGGUUCCUGCUUGACUUUAAAAGAGAAUUGUUGUACGAGGAUGUAUUUACAGUGUGGGAAGUUAUUUGGGCAGCAAAGCACAUCUCUUCAGAACAUUUUGUCCUUUUCAUUGCCUUAGCACUUGUGGAAGUUUAUCGAGAGAUUAUCCGUGAUAACAACAUGGACUUCACUGAUAUCAUCAAGUUUUUUAAUGAAAUGGCAGAGCAUCAUAAUGCCGAGGAAAUUCUGAGGAUAGCAAGAGACCUCGUCUACAAAGUGCAGACGCUGAUUGAAAAUAAGUGAUAAUGAACAGACUGUCAUUGUGGGCCUCGUGAGCUAUCGGUGGAGCAUUUCUUGCACUUAACUUCAAAAUGUUGUUCUAAUUGCAUCUUCCAUGUAAUGUAAUAAAUAUCAAAGGGAUUUGUAACAGA